Haemonchus placei is the source of this 201-nucleotide messenger RNA. The record is from the annotation of a GenBank genome assembly. Lineage: Eukaryota; Metazoa; Nematoda; Chromadorea; Rhabditida; Trichostrongylidae.
AUGGGUGUUUGCAUGACAAGGGUGUGCAUGCGUGAACGAGCUUUGGAGCAUCGCCUAAGAGCCGUAGCGGAUGCGUUAGCUGACGAGACGGCGGUCAGCAUCCAGCAACGGGCAGCUUAUUGGAAACAAAGGACUGCUGAACUGGACAAGAGUGCCGCUAAGCAUGUGAAAAAGGUUGGUUCUGUAUUGACUGCUCAUUAG